Triticum aestivum (bread wheat) is the source of this 594-nucleotide messenger RNA. RefSeq names its product non-specific lipid transfer protein GPI-anchored 14-like. The transcript is spliced from 3 exons. Gene Ontology annotation, molecular function: lipid binding. Lineage: Eukaryota; Viridiplantae; Streptophyta; Magnoliopsida; Poales; Poaceae. Gene Ontology annotation, biological process: lipid transport. The record is from RefSeq and is a predicted model, not a curated record. Bases 1 to 594 code for a protein of 197 amino acids.
AUGGAGGCCACCGACGUCGCCGAAAAAAUGAGGCAGCGCUCCGCAUCGAUCGAGGAGUCCCAUCAGUUGGCAAUGCAGAGGGUGGUGGCGGCUAAGAGAGCCGCACGGCUCGCGAAGCAGAACCGCGCCGCACGGCACACCACGUGUGACACGUACUACGUACGUACGUACGCAGCAGCAGCCAGCCAUGGUUCUGCCGGCUCGCCGGGCGCAGUGGCGGUGGCGCUGGUGGUGUGGAUGGCAGUUGUUGCUCUGGCGGGCGCCGACUUGGCAGCGGACAGCAAGUUGUGCGCGGAGAAGCUGGCUGUGCUGGCGACGUGCUUGCCCGUCGUGGAGGCGACGGCGACGGUGCGUGCGCCCACGCCGGAGUGCUGCGCCGGGCUCCGGGAAGUUCUGGGUGACAGCAAGAAGUGCCUGUGCGUGCUGACCAAUGACCGCGACGACCCGGCCAUUGGGAUAAAAGUCAACGUCACCCGCGCCAUGGACCUCCCCUCCGCCUGCUCCGUCCCCGCCGUCCUCUCCGACUGCCCGAAGCUCCUUCACAUCUGGCCGGACUCUAAGGAAGCGGAUAUCUUCAAGAAUGCUCCAUGCUAA